This is a messenger RNA of Gadus morhua (Atlantic cod), 17448 nucleotides long. It is a transcript of the gene birc6, whose product is annotated as baculoviral IAP repeat containing 6. Gene Ontology annotation, molecular function: ubiquitin-protein transferase activity; cysteine-type endopeptidase inhibitor activity. The record is from RefSeq and is a predicted model, not a curated record. Gene Ontology annotation, biological process: regulation of cytokinesis; apoptotic process; negative regulation of apoptotic process. Gene Ontology annotation, cellular component: nucleus. NCBI's taxonomy places the organism in Eukaryota, Metazoa, Chordata, Actinopteri, Gadiformes, Gadidae.
AAAGCCUGCCGGAGUGUUCCCAGUACUACAGAUGGUGGCGGAGCAGAGCUACUGUACAACGCUAACGGGCGGCGGAGACCAAGAAGAAGUAGCCGCUGAAGAAGAGCCAGCAGUGGCCGAGGAGGAGGAGUAGUAGUAGCUUGGAAGUCUCAAUUCUUGCACAUCUCAACACAUUGCUCAUAUCGGCGGUGAUCUACACAAACACCUAAUAAAAAGAGAAGGGAGAAGUAGAGGAAGAUGGCGGCUGCGGCCUCGCCGGGCUCUGGCUCGUCCGCCGCCUCAGACUGGGCUGUGCUGAGAGACGGCUGCCUGCGCUGCGACGAGCAGGGCCUGCGAAGCCUCUCGUACCACCCGGCCCUCAACGCUAUCCUGGCCGUCACCAGCCGGGGUAGUAUUAAAGUCAUUGACGGGACAUCUGGGGCAAUCCUGCAGGCGUCGGCGCUACACGCCAAACCCGGUGGUCGUGUCCGAUGCCAGUAUUUCCCAGCGGUUGACAAGGUGCUCUUCGUGGAUGACUAUGUGGUCGGGUGCAGGAAGGACCUGAACGGCAUCCUCCUGCUGGACACCGCCCUGCAGCCACCAGCCUCCAAACCAGAGGACAUGGUCCAGUUGGAGCUGCCCGUCACAGAAGCACAGCAGAUGCUGUGUGCGUGUCAGGAGAAGAUCGAUGUCUCCAACACAGAGGGCUACGACCUCUUCAUCACACAACUCAAAGAGGGAGUGAAGAAUACCUCACACGAGACGGCAGCCAAUCACAAAGUAGCCAAGUGGGCCACAGUGACCCUGCACCUCCCCCACCAUGUCCUGAGGCUGGUGGCCGGCGCCGUGGUCAACGAGCUGAAGAAGAUCAACCAGAACGUGGCGGCCCUCUCCGUGGCCUCCUCCAUCAUGGACCGCCUUUCCUACCUCCUCGCCAGCGCCCGACCGGAACUGGGGGUGGGGCCUGGUCGUUCUGUAGACAGGUCACUGAUGUACAGUGAGGCCAACCGGAGGGAGACCUUCACAUCCUGGCCCCACGCCGGGUACCGCUGGGCCCAGCCCGACCCCAUGGCCCAGGCUGGCUUCUACCACCAGGUACCCCUCUCCGGAGGUGACGACCGGGCCAUGUGCUUCACCUGCAGCGUCUGUCUGGUCUGCUGGGAGCCCACAGAUGAACCUGGUCUGAAACAUGAGCGACAUUCCCCAAACUGUCCGUUCGUGAAGGGUGAGCACACACAGAACGUGCCGCUGUCGGUCACUUUGGCAACCAGCCCCGCCCAGUUCCCAGCGGCGCAGACGCCUCAGACAGAUCGCCUGCUAUGGCUUCGGGAGUUGCCCCACUUCCUGGCCGCCACAAAGAGGGGCAAGAUCUGCAUCUGGGACGUCUCCAAGAUGAUGAGGGUAGGGCACGGCAUUGGUCCGUCUUGAGUUCACCUGCCUUUCGAUAUCAACCCGUGACCGGCCAUCCUGAGCCAGAUCGUCCAGAGUGGCAGCGACCACAACCAGCAGAUGCUGACAGAUUCCCGGAGGCCCACCCUGGCCUGGCUGGAGGAGUCCUCCACCUGCUCAGACCUCCCCAAGCUGGAGGGAGACAGUGAUGACCAGUUGGAGGACUCGGACAGUGAAGAGCAUUCCAGAUCAGAGUCGGUAACAGGUACGCAAAAUCAACGGGAGGGCAUGGAGGUGAGUCUGGGGGUGACGGCGCUCAGCGUGCUGCAGCAGCCGGAGAAGCUGCAGUGGGAGGUGGUGGCCAGCGUGCUGGAGGACACGGUGAAGAACCUCGAGGAGCUGGGGGCCAACCCCUCGCUGGGCCACCAGGCCAACAAGCCCCACGGCCACGACAAGGCCAAGGACAAAUUCCAGGACCACCACAACAUUCCCUUCCCUGCCUGCUGGCCUGGAGGCAUGCUCAGCUACCGCCCCCACGGCACCCCCCGCCCCACGGCGGGCCCCGCGCCAGGCCCGCCGGACACCGACUGUCCCCCUCUCAGGACUCAAAGCCACGGCCCCCUGCAGGACCCCCGGCAGCCCCGUGCAGAUGGGGACCAGCGCCCCCCCCUCGCCCCUGCCGGCCACGCACCCCGAGGGGGUCUCCCCGCCCCACGCCCCCCUCGGCGCGCAGGACUAUUGCCCGUGCUGCUGCUGUACAGCAUAAAGGAGGCGGAGGACGCCAAGUCCUCGGGGAAGGUGUUCGCCCAGAUGAACAACCUGAUGAGCAAGGGGCUCCACGAGGAGGGCUUCACCGUGCCCCAGAUCAUCGAGAUGGAGUUCGACACGCACGAGCAGCUCCUCCUGCAAGACCCGCCCAUCACCUACAUCCAGCAGUUCGCCGACUGCCGCCGCCAACCUGGCGGGCCUGACCCCCACGGCGACAAGUGGAGCACGCUGGGGGCGCCCCCGGGCGCCGGCCUCCCGCGGCCCGGCGCCCUGGUGCAGUGUCUGCGGCUGCCCCGGCAGCUGGAGGAGGAGAACCUGUACGUGGACUCCAUCACGCCGUGCUGGGACGGCGUGCACCUCCUGGUGGGCCUGCAGCCGUGCGGCGUGGAGAGCCUCAGCGCCAUCAACCAGGUGGAGGCGCUCAACAACCUCAACCGCCUCAACUCGGCGCUCUGCAGCCAGCAGCCGCCAGAGCCCGCGCACCCCUCCCUGGCCAACGGGGUGGAGGGCUGCUCGCCGCCGCAGACGCCGCUCAUCCUCCCGCCGCAGAGCCGGCCCCUGGGGAGCGGCGGCGGGGGCUACCUGGCGCUCUACAAGCUCAACUACUCCACGCGCAUCGUCACGCUGGACGAGGAGCCCGUCAAGGUGCAGCAGAUCCGGGACCCCCGCGACGCCGUCACCUCCCUCAUGCUGCUGCCCCCGGACGUGCUGGACGGGCGGGAGGACGAGAGCGAGGAGGGGGCCCCCGACGAGGGCCUCCACGGCGGCGCCAAGGGGCGUCUCCUCCGGCUUCGGGGCCGGGGGCUCGUCGGCGUGGACGGCCUGCGGCGCGCCCCCGCAGAGAGCCUCACGGGGCCGUCGGCCUCCGCCUCGUCCAGCCCCAAGGAGGGGCGGCGGGCGGCUGUGACGGGCCUGGGACACCUGGUGGUGACCACGCAGGCCGGCUACAUUAUGAUACUGGAUCUGUCCACACUGGAGAUCCUGGCCAAGGUGGAGCCCCCCAAGAAGGAGGGCUCGACGGAGGAGACCGACCCCUUCGUCUCUGUGACGUACUGCUCCGGGACCGACCGCCUGUGUGCCUGCACGCAAGGUGGAGAACUUCAUUUCCUUCAAAUUGGAGGUGUGUGUGAUGAUCUAGACGACGGCGACAUGUUUGUCGACGGCCCCCUGUCUAAAGGGGUUGAACAGCUGCUGGAGGGGUCCAAGCCCUCCUCCAAUCCUUCCAGCCCUGGCAUCACAGGAGUAGACCUCCUGGUGACCAGGCCGACCACCGAGAGCCUGAGCUCCCUGGUGGAGCUGACGCGCUUCGAGACGCUGACGCCCCGCUUCUCUGCCACCGUGCCCCCCUGCUGGGUGGAGGUCCAGCAGGAGCAGCAGCAGAGGCGACACCCCCAGCACCUCCACCAGCAGCACCACGGGGACGCCGCCCAGCACACACGCACCUGGAAGCUGCAGAGCGACAGCUCCAGCUGGGACGAGCACGUGUUUGAGUUGGUGCUGCCCAAGGCCUGCAUGGUGGGCCACGUGGACUUCAAGUUCCUCAUGAACCCCAACAUCACCAACAUUCCGCAGAUCCAGGUCACCCUGCUGAGAACAAGGUCCCCGGGCCUGGGGAAAGUCAGCGAGACGGCGGUGGACAGACAGAUCUCCUUCCUGUCCCACGCACUGCACGCAAAUGGGGAGAGGAACGGACAGCCCCUCCUCUAUGAAUUCUCAGAGGACAUGCACUUCAUGGAUGUGGAGGACACCCCAGGCUCCAUGCUGUGUCCCUUCCUAGAGGACCACAAGGAGGACAUCCUGUGGCCGGUGUGGCUGGCCAGCGGACUGGACCUCUCCGGACACGCCGGCAUGCUGAGUCUCACCAGCCCCAAGCUGGUCAAAGGCAUGGCGGGGGGAAAGUACCGCUCCUUCCUGGUGCACAUCAAGGCGGUGAGCGACAAGAUGCCGAAGACAGCCCGCGGCCUGUUGGUGCGCAUGCCCAGCGCCAAGCCCAUCAGCACCAAGACCCACUCGCUGUCCCACACUGCUGCAGAGGGCGCAAGGCCUCCAAGGUAGCGGGCCGACAAGGCUUCCACAUCAAAGUCAGAGCCAGGCACCCCCUGCAAGAAGCCUGACAGCCUGCGGGGCUGUGACCUGCUGCAGGAGGUGUCAGUCACCAUCCGCAGGUUCAAGAAGACCUCAAUACCCAAAGAGAGAGUCCAGCGCUGUGCCAUGCUGCAGUUCUUGGACUUCCACGAGAAGCUGCUGAGCGCCCUCUGUAAGAGGGCCGAGGAGGGGCCCGGCACGGAGCACGGACAGAGCCUCAUCCUGGACAUCCUGUGCUGGCUGGCGGGGGUCUACUCCAACGGCUCCUGCAGCCUGAGGGAAGGAAAGGAGGGCCUGCUGGCCAAGACGAGGAAACGACUGACGGAGAUCGUCAGGGUCUGCUUCUUCGAGGCCGGCCGCAGUAUAGCGCACAAAUGUGCGCGCUUUCUUGCACUGUGUAUUAGUAACGGCAAAGGGAACCCCAGCCAACAGGGGUUCGGCACAGACCUUCUCAAGGCUCUUCUGGACAACAUGCCUCUGCUCCCUGCAGCGGCGACAGGCGGCUCGGUGUUCUGGUACUUUGUGCUGCUGAACUAUGUGAAGGAGGAGGACCUGGCCAGCUGCAGCACGGCCUGCGCCUCCCUGCUCACCGCUGUGUCCCGCAAGCUGCAGGACCGCCUCACGCCUCUAGAGGCGCUGCUGCAGACCAGAUAUGGUCUGUACAGCUCGCCCUUUGACCCCGUGCUCUUUGACCUGGAGGUCAGUGGGUCAUCCUGUAAGAAUGCCUUCAACAGCAGCACCGGAGUGCAGUCGGACGAGAUCGACCUCUCAGACAUCCUCUCAGGUAAUGGUAAGGUGAGUGGAGGAGCGGCCGCAGAGGGCAGCUUCACAGCCCUGACGGGGCUCCUAGAGGUGGAGCCGCUCCACUUCAGCUGCAUCUCCACCAGCGACGGGACCCGGGUGGAGCGCGACGACGCCAGCAUGUUCACAGUGAGUACGUUCGGCGUGACCCCCCGCGGUGGGCGUCUGUCCACGGGCUCGGUGGGCGAGGCGUCCACGGCGCUGAGCUUCCGCGCCCAGGUGGCGCUGCAGUCCCUCUCCCACGCCAUGGUGUCUGCCGAGCAGCAGCUGCAGGUGCUGCAGGAGAAGCAGCAGCAGCUGCUCAAGCUGCAGCAGCAGAAGGCUAAGUUGGAGGCGAAGCUGCACCAGACCACGUCUGCAGCGGCGGCUGCUUGAGUGGGGCCCAUCCACAACUCAGUGCCUUCCAACCCGGUCUCAGCCCCGGGCUUCUUCAUCCACCCCUCGGACGUCAUCCCGCCCCGGCCCAAGACCACGCCCCUCUUCAUGACCCCGCCCCUCACCCCGCCCAACGAGGCGGUGUCGGCGGCCUUCAGUGCCGAGCUAGCGCACCUGUUCCCCGGCUCCAUGAUGGAACCGGGACCCGUCAACCUGGUGGCACACAACAAGAGCAGCCAGAAGAGCAAGCCGAGCUCUAUGGGCAGUGGUCUAGCACUGGCGAUCUCCCAGGCUUCCCACUUCCUGCAGCCCCCUCCACACCAGUCCAUCAUCAUAGAGCGCAUGCACUCUGGAGCGCGUCGGUUUGUGACGCUGGACUUUGGGCGCCCCGUGCUGCUCACCGACGCCCUGAUCCCCACCUGCGCCGACCUGGCCUCCCUGUCCAUCGACAUCUGGACCCUGGGCGAGGAGGUGGACGGGCGCCGCCUGGUGGUCGCCACCGACAUCAGCACCCACUCCCUGAUCCUGCACGACCUGCUGCCGCCCCCCGUCUGCAGGUUCAUGAAGAUCACUGUGAUUGGCCGAUACGGGAGCACCAACGCCCGCGCCAAGAUCCCAUUGGGCUUCUACUACGGCCACACCUACAUCCUGCCCUGGGAGACGGAGCUGAAGCUGCUCCACGACCCCCUGAGGGGGGAGAGCGAGGCGGCGGGCCAGCCCGACGUGGACCAGCACCUGGCCAUGAUGGUGGCCCUGCAGGAGGACAUCCAGUGCAGGUACAACCUGGCGUGCCACCGGCUGGAGACGCUGCUGCAGAACAUCGACCUGCCGCCGCUCAACAGCGCCAACAACGCGCAGUACUUCCUGCGCAAGCCCGACAAGGCGGUGGAGGAGGACCAGCGGGUCUUCCUGGCCUACCAGGACUGCGUCCAGCUGCAGCUGCAGCUCAACCUGGCUGCACCACGCCGUGCAGAGGCUGCGCGUGUCGCUGGCGCCGGCCGCAGGGUCCCGCCCGGGGCCGGCGGCGGCGGCCACCACGACGCCCACGAGCUGGUCCAGGGCUCCUCCACGGAGCAGCUCAGGACCGUCAUACGGUACCUGCUGGACACGCUGCUCAGCCUGCUGCACUCCAACAACGGCCACGCAGUGCCUGCGGUGCUGCAGAGCACCUUCCACGACAGGGCGUGCGAGGAUCUGUUCAAGCACCUGUGUAUCAGCGGCACGCCCAAGAUCCGCCUCCACGCCGGCCUGCUGCUGGUGCAGCUGUGUGGCGGCGAGCGCUGGUGGGGCCAGUUCCUCUCCAAUGUGCUGCAGGAGCUCUACAACUCUGAGCAGCUGCUCGUCUUCCCCCAGGACAGGGUGUUCAUGCUACUGUCUUGUAUCGGCCAGCGCUCCCUGAGUAACAGUGGGGUGUUGGAGGGUCUCCUCAACCUGCUGGACUCCCUGCUAUCCCCCCUGCAGCAGCCCCUGGCCGCCGCCCAGAGACGCACUGAGGGCGUGCUGGACGUGCCUAUGAUCAGCUGGGUGGUGAUGCUGGUGUCCAGGCUGCUGGACUACGUCGCCAGUGUGGAGGACGAGGCGGCGGGCUCCAAGAAGCACCUCAACGGCAACCAGUGGAGCUUCAUCAACAACAGCCUCCAGUCCCAGAACUCCGGCCGGUCCUCCAAAGGCAACAGCAGCCUGGACCGCCUCUACUCCCGCAAGAUCCGCAAGCAGCUGGUGCACCACAAGCAGCAGCUAAACCUAUUGAAAGCCAAACAGAAAGCCCUGGUGGAGCAGAUUGAGAAGGAGAAGGUGCAGAGCAACAAGGGCUCCGCCUACAAGCUGCUGGUGGAGCAGGCCAAGCUCAAGCAAGCCACAUCCAAGCACUUUAAGGACCUGAUCCGUCUCCGGCGCACGGCGGAGUGGCCCCGGUCCUCUCUGGACACGGAGGCGGCGGCGGCGGCUAAGGAGGCCCCGGAGGUGGAGCCCCUGCCCUUCACCCUGGCCCACGAGCGCUGCAUCUGCGUGGUGCAGAAGCUGGCCCUCUUCCUGCUCUCCAUGGACUUCACCUGCCACGCAGACCUGCUGCUCUUCGUCUGCAAGGUGCUGGCCCGGAUAGCCAACGCCACGCGGCCCACCAUCCGCCUGUGCGAGGUGGUGACCGAGCAGCAGCUGGAGCGCCUCCUGCUGCUCCUGGUCGGCACCGACUUCAACAGGGGAGACAUCUCGUGGGGCGGGGCCUGGGCCCAGUACUCCCUCACCUGCAUGCUGCAGGACAUCCUGGCAGGAGAGCUCCUGUCUCCGGGCUCUCUGGACGUGAUGGACGAGGUGAACUCGGGCGAGGAGGCUGCGGCGUCGGGGGUCUCGUCCUCCGGGUCGGGGGACCUGGAGGACUCUUUGCCCCCGGCCGCACCCCUCUCCCUGGGAGAGGGCAUGGACGACUCCCUGGUCCCUGAUAUCAUCGCAGGUGCUCCACCUCUGUCCUCAUUGGAAAAAGAUAAAGACAUAGACUUUGACUUGCUACAAGACCUGAUGGAUGUUGAUAUUGAUCCUUUAGAUAUUGAUUUGGAAAAGGAUCCACUCGCCGCAAAAGUUUUUAAGCCUAUCAGCAGCACCUGGUAUGACUACUGGGGUGCUGACUAUGGCACUUACGGGUACAACCCCUACAUAGGGGGGGUGGGCAUCCCGGUGUCCAAACCUCCCGUUGCCGUGGAGAAGCCCGGCUCACAGAGCAUCUCCGUGUCCGUCUCCCAAGCUCUUGACGCCCGUCUGGAGGUUGGCUUGGAGCAGCAGGCGGAGCUGAUGUUGAAGAUGAUGGCCACGCUGCAGGCUGACUCCAUCCUGCAGGCCCUCACCUCCACCUCACCCACAGUGUCUCAGGCCCCCAACGGGACCGACGACUCCCUGCUGAGAGGCCUCCACGGAGGGUCUUCUCCUCCGGCCGGGGGCCCUCUGAUCCAGGCCUCCUCCAUCCCCAUGCUGAGUGCCUGCUUCAACAAGCUUUUCUCAAUGCUGCAGGUCCACCACGUGCAGUUGGAGUCUCUGCUGCAGCUGUGGCUGACCCUGAGUCUGAAUUCGUGCUCUAGCGGCAGCGAGGAGAGCGGCUCAGACAUCUUCAUGUUCAACGCCAGCAGAGUGCCCACCAUUCCCCUCAACCAAGCCUCUAUCAGCAGCUUCCUGACGGUGCUGGCCUGGUACCCCAACACCUCCCUGAGGACCUGGUGCCUGGUGCUCCACUCCCUCACCCUGAUGACCAACAUGCCGGCCUGCACUCCUGCUCCUGCUAUGGGCGGGCCAGAGGGCACAGCCCAGCAGAUGGUGUCGGACCCCACGCUGGUGCACGUGCUGGUGCGCUUCUUCUCAGGCAGCAGCCCCCACGGCACCGGGCAGCACAGCGCCCAGGUGGGCCCCACCGCCACGCAGGCCAUGCAGGAGUUCCUCAGCCGCCUGCAGGUGCACCUGUCCCCCACCUGCCCCCAGAUGUUCAGCGACUUCCUGCUCAGGCUCAUGCACAUCCUGUCCACCGAGAGGGGCCCCUUCCAGUCCGGCCAGGGCCCGCUCGAUGCCCAGGUGAAGCUGCUGGAGUUCACCCUGGAGCAGAACUUCGAGGUGGUGUCGGUCAGCACCAUCUCCUCCGUCAUCGAGUCCUCCACCUUCCUGGUGCACCACUACAUCACCUGCUCCGACAAGGUGGUGUCGCGCAGCGGCUCGGACUCGUCCUCGGGCGCGCGCGCCUGCUUCGGCGGCCUCUUCGCCAACAUCAUCCGCCCGGGCGACGCCAAGGCGGUGUGCGGCGAGACCACCCGCGACCAGCUGAUGUUCGACCUGCUGAAGCUGGUCAACGUGCUGGUGCAGCUGCCGCUGUCGGGCGACCGGGAGUUCAGCGGGCGCGCGCUGGGGGCGGGAGGCGCCGCCGCCGCCGCCGACAGCAGCGUGUCGGACGAGGAGAAGGUGUGCGGCAGCAUGGAGAGCAGCGGAGCCGCCGGGGGCGCGGCCUCCAGCCAGGGCCCGGCCGCCGGCAUGGCGGACCUGGUCCUGGCCAACCAGCAGAUCAUGAGCCAGAUCCUCUCGGCGCUGGGCCAGUGUAACAGCAGCGCCAUGGCCAUGAUCAUAGGAGCCAGCGGCCUGCACCUCACCAAGCACGAGAACUUCCACGGGGGGCUUGACGCUAUCUCGGUGGGCGAUGGCCUCUUCACCAUCCUCACCACCCUCAGCAAGAGGGCCACCUCGGUGCAGGUCAUGCUGCAGCCCAUACUCACCUACAUGGCCUGUGGAUACAUGGGUAGACAGGGUUCUCUGUCGACGUGCCAGCUGUCGGAGCCUCUCCUCUGGUUCAUCCUCAGAGUGUUGGACACCAGCGAAGCACUGAAGGCCUUCCAUGACAUGGGUGGCGUCCAGCUGAUCUGUAACAACAUGGUGACCAGCACGCGGGCCAUCGUCAACACGGCGCGCAGCAUGGUCUCCACCAUCAUGAAGUUCCUGGACUCGGGGCCCGGGAAGGCCGCAGACGGCAGCCUGAAGGCCCGCGUCAUGACGGCCGAGCCGGACAACGCUGAGGGCCUUCACAACUUCGCCCCCCUCGGCAGCAUCACGUCCAGCAGCCCCACGGCCCAGCCGGCGGAGGUCCUGCUCCAGUCCACGCCGCCCCACCGCCGGGCGCGCUCCGCCGCCUGGUCCUACAUCUUCCUGCCGGAGGAGGCCUGGUGUGACCUCACCAUCCACCUCCCCGCCGCCGUGCUCCUCAAGGAGCUGCACAUCCAGCCGCACCUCGCCUCCCUCGCCACGUGUCCCUCCUCGGUCUCCGUGGAGAUCAGUGCAGACGGGGUCAACAUGCUGCCUCUGUCCACGCCGGUCAUCACCAGCGGGCUGACCUACAUCAAGAUCCAGCUGGUGAAGGCCGAGGUGGCGUCGGCCGUGUGCCUGCGGCUGCACCGCCCGCGGGACGCCAGCACCCUGGGCCUGUCCCAGAUCAAGCUGCUGGGCCUCACCGCCUUUGGGAAUACCUCCUCAGCCACCGUCAACAACCCCUUCCUGCCCUCUGAGGACCAGGUCUCCAAGACAAGUAUCGGCUGGCUCCGCCUCCUCCACCACUGCUUGACCCACGUGGGCGACCUGGAGGCCACCAUGGCGAGCGCGGCGGCGCCCACGGCCAACCUGCUGCAGACGUGCGCGGCGCUGCUCAUGUCGCCCUACUGCGGCAUGCACUCGCCCAACAUCGAGGCGGUGCUGGUGAAGAUCGGCCUGCAGUCCACGCCCGUCGGCCUCAAGCUCAUCGACAUCCUGCUCAGGAACUGCGCCGCGUCGGGCACCGACCCCACCAACCUCAACAGUCCCUUGCUGUUCGGACGCCUCAACGGCCUCUCCUCAGACUCCACCAUCGACAUCCUCUACCAGCUGGGCACCACGCAGGACGCCGGCACCAAAGACAGAAUCCAGGCUCUGCUCCAGUGGGUUCAGGACUCGUCACGAGUCGCCGCCCACAAGCGCAACGGGCCAAUGGGAGGGUACGGGGGCGCAGGCGUGAGCUCCGCCUCCUCUUCCACCUCCUCCUCCAGGGAGUACGGCCUGCUCAUGCCCUCGCCCUCCCACCUCCACUGUGUGGCGGCCAUUCUGUGGCACAGCUACGAGCUGCCGGUGGACUACGACCUGCCGCUGCUGCUCGACAGGGAGCUCUUCGAGCUGCUAUACAACUGGUCCAUGUCCCUCCCGGGCAACGUGGUGCUGAAGAAGGCGGUGGACAGCCUGCUGUGCUCCAUGUGCCACAUCCACCCGGGCUACUUCUCCCUGCUCAUGUCCUGGCUGGGCAUCGUGUCUCCGCCCGCCGCCACGGAGCACCACCGCCGCCACCACCGGCUCUCCAUGACGGACGACGGCAAGAAGCAGCACGACGCCAACGCCACGGCCAGCGCCGCCGCCGGCCUCACGGACGACUCCAAGCACGCCCGGCUGCCCCUCGACCUCACCGAGUCCCAGCUGACCACGCUGGCGGCCGCCGCGCUCUCGCCCGGCGCCAUCGAGCAGCUGCUGGACUCGGGGCUGCCCUCCCUGCUGGCCCGCAGCCUGGCCCAGCUCUGCUGCAGCCUGCUGGCCAGCGCCGACCUGCCGCUGCCCGCCACCUCCCAGGCGGAGCGCCACCGGCAGCACCACCACUCCCACCACCACGCGUCCCACCACCAUCACCUGCCCCCGCACCACCACUCCUACGGCUCCUCGUCUUCGUCUUCGUCGUCGUCGUCGUCUUCGUGGCAUCACAGCCAGCCGGCCCUGGCCCCGGAGCUGGCGGCCCCCGUGCUGCGCUUCCUCACGGAGGUGGGCAACAGCCAUGCCAUGAAGGACUGGCUGGGCGGUCCCGAGGUCAACCCCCUCUGGACCUCCCUGCUCUUCCUGCUCUGCCACUCCAGUGCCAGCAGCGCCGGGUUCCACAGCAGCGCCACCACGCCCUCCUCCCCCGCCGGCGCCGGCGCCUCCGCCUCCUCCCCCCAGGCCUCGGGGUCCCACCACCUGGCCCCGGGGCGACCGGGGCCCCUCAGCACCCAGCAGAGGACGGCCCUGGAGAACGCCACCGUGGCCUUCUUCUUGCAAUGCAUCUCCUGCCACCCCAACAACCAGCGGCUCAUGGCUCAGGUGCUUUGCGAGCUGUUCCAGUCGGCCCCCCAGCGCGGGAGCGUGCCCGUCUCGGGGAACAUCUCCGGGUUCAUCAGACGGCUCUUCCUGCAGAUCAUGCUUGAGGAUGAGAAAGUCACCGUGUUCCUGCAGUCUCCCUGCCCGCUUUACAAAGGCCGUAUCAACGCCACGAGUCACGUGAUCCAGCACCCCAUGUACGGAGCCGGACACAAGUACCGCACCCUGCACCUGCCCAUCUCCACCACGCUGGCUGAGGUCCUGGAUCGGGUCUCGGACACGCCCAGCAUCACAGCCAAACUGAUCAGUGAGCAGAAGGACGACAAGGAGAAGAAGAACCACGAGGAGAAGGAGAAGAUGAAGGCCGACAACGGUUUCCAGGACAACUACAGCGUCGUCGUAGCCUCAGGCUUGAAGUCCCAGUCUAAGAGGGCCCUAUCCACGCCCCCCCGGCCCCCCUCCAGGAGGGGCCGCGUGAUGACAGACAAGCUGGCCGCCUCCUCCUCCUCAGACCCCUCCAACAAGACCAUCAGCGUCCCCGUCUUCCACCUCUACCACAACCUGCUGCCAGGCCAGCCGCUGCCCGCGGAGAUGACCCUUGCCCAGCUCCUAACCCUGCUCUACGACCGCAGGCUGCCUCAGGGCUACCGCUCCAUCGACCUCACCGUCAAGCUGGGCUCCAAGGUCAUCUCGGACCCCGGCCUCUCCAAGACGGACUCCUUCAAGAGGCUAAGGACAGAGAAAGUGGAGCACUGUGAGAUGCUGAGCAGCUGUCCCGAGGACGAGCCCAUGACCCCCGGAGAGGAGAUACCAGACGCCACGGACGAGACCCUGCUGGAGACCAGCCCGGUGCAGUCCCCCCUGCAGGUGUUCGCCGGGAUGGGGGGCCUGGCACUGAUCGCCGAGAGGCUGCCCAUGCUCUACCCAGACGUCAUACAGCAGGUGAUCUCGCCCAUCGUGCCCUCCACCACGCUGGAGAAGCCCAAGGAGAGCGACCAGUUUGAGUGGGUGACCAUCGAGCAGUCGGGGGAGCUGGUGUACGAGGCGCCCGAGACCAUCGCGGCGGAGCCCCCCCCUCCGCCCAUCAACAAGCAGCAGCUGCAGGGCCAGGCGUCGUCGUCCUCCUCCUCCUCGGUGCAGACCAUGUCGCCCAUCCCCGCCCACUCGCUGGCGGCGUUCGGCCUCUUCCUGCGGCUGCACGGCUACGCCGAGGUGCUGCUGAAGGAGAGGAAGCACGCCCAGUGUCUGCUGCGGCUCGUCCUGGGCGUCACCGACGACGGCGAGGGAAGUCACAUCCUGCAGUCUCCGUCCGCCAACGUGCUGCCCACGCUACCCUUCCACGUGCUCCGGGCGCUGUUCAGCACCACGCCGCUCACCACAGACGACGGCGUCCUGCUCCGACGCAUGGCCUUGGAGAUCGGGGCUAUCCACCUCAUCCUGGCCUGUCUGUCGGCCCUCAGCCACCACGCCCCUCGCAUCCCCAACGCCUGCCCCAACGCCUCCGAGCCCCAGGCGGCUAGCGGGCACGGUGGUGGCACCAGCGAGGAGCAGCAGCUGUACUGGGCCAAGGGAACGGGCUUCGGUACGGGCUCCACCGCCUCGGGCUGGGACGUGGAGCAGGCCCUCACCAAGCAGCGGCUGGAGGAGGAGCACGUCACCUGCCUGCUACAGGUACUGGCCAGCUACAUCAACCCGGCAGGCUGUGCUGGCGGACCGGGCAGCGAGGCCCAGACGUCCGGAGAGAGCCGACCCCACAACAGCACGGCGCUGCCCGCCGUCCUCCAGGAGCUGCUCAGCCAGUCCUGCCUCAUCCCCGCCAUGUCCUCCUACCUGCGCAACGACUCUGUACUGGACAUGGCCCGCCACGUGCCCCUGUACCGGGCCCUCCUGGAACUCCUGAGGGCCAUCUCCACCUGCACAGCCCUGGUGCCCCUGCUCCUGCCCCUGCCUGGGGGCCCGGGGCAGGAAGAGCCGGAUGACGACAUGGACGAUCAAGGCUCUGAGGGCCAGACCUCCGUAGGCAUGUUGCUGGCCAAGAUGAAGACCUGCGUGGACACGUACACCAACCGCCUCCGGUCAAAGAAAGACAAGAGUAAAGUCUUGCCCAAGCCGGACAGCUCGGACCCGGAGCCUGAGGGCUUGUCCCUCCUGGUGCCGGACAUCCAGAGGACGGCAGAUAUCGUCUACUCUGCCACCACCAGCCUGAGACAGGCCAACCAAGAGAGGAAGAUGGCCGAGUCGUCCAGAAGGACGUCCAGCCGUCCCAAGCCGCUGUCUGUCCUGCGAUCCCUCGAGGACAAAUACGUAGCAGCCAUGAAGAAACUCCAGUUUGACACCUUUGAGAUGGUGUCGGAGGACGACGACGGUAACCUGGUGUUCAAGGUGAGCUACCACUACAUGUCUCAGGUGAAGAACGCCAGCGACGCCAACAGCGCGGCCCGCGCCCGGCGGCUGGCCCAGGAGGCGGUCACCCUCUCCACCUCCCUGCCCCUCUCCUCCUCCUCCAGUGUGUUCGUCCGCUGUGACGAGGAGCGCCUCGACAUCAUGAAGGUCCUGAUCACGGGGCCGGCCGACACGCCCUACGCCAACGGCUGCUUCGAGUUCGACGUGUACUUCCCCCAGGACUACCCCAACUCCCCCCCCCUGGUUAACCUGGAGACCACCGGGGGGCACAGCGUCCGCUUCAACCCCAACCUCUACAACGACGGCAAGGUGUGUCUAAGCAUCCUGAACACCUGGCACGGCCGGCCUGAGGAGAAGUGGAACCCGCAGACCUCCAGCUUCCUGCAGGUGCUGGUCUCGGUCCAGUCUCUGAUCCUGGUGUCGGAGCCCUACUUCAACGAGCCGGGCUACGAGCGUUCGCGGGGCACGCCCAGCGGAACGCAGAGCUCCCGCGAGUACGACGGCAACAUCCGCCAGGCCAGCGUCAAGUGGGCCAUGCUGGAGCAGCUGAGGAACCUGUCCUCCUGCUUCAGAGAGGUGAUCCAUAAGCACUUCUACCUGAAGCGGCGGGAGGUGAUGUCUCAGUGUGAGGACUGGAUCACAGACAUCCAGCAGUACAGCAGCGACAAGAGGGUGGGCCGCACCAUGUCCCACCACGCAGCCGCUCUGAAGAGGCACACGGCCCAGCUGCGGGAGGAGCUGCUGAAGCUGCCGUGCCCCGAGGGGCUGGAGCCCGACGGGGCCCACUUCUCCCCGGACCAGCAGCAGACGACAGACGGGGGCCUCCUGCUGAAGGAGCUGCCCCUCGCCACCCCCACCGCUCUGGACGCAGAGACCCCCGGGGGUAGCCAGGACCUGCACGCCCCCACCGAGGUCCAGCUAUGAGUCUGGGGGCCCCCGGGACCCCCAAAAACAACCACCACCCCAGACACCACCUUCUUGCAAGACCACCCUCUGGGGGUGAGGGGGCCGCGGUCAACGGGGACCCAGAUCCCAACCAGCCCCCCUUCACCCUUCUUCAUCCGGCCCCCCUUCCCCCUUCUUCAUCCUCCUCCUCCUCACAACUAUCGCUAUGGUUACGGCGUGGACUGGAAAAGGCUUCCAAGCACAAGCCACACGGUUUCAUUUGUCAAUAUUUGUAUGUAAGAAAGGAAUUAUGUAACUGAUGAUGAGUAAUGGGGAUGGGGGGGGGGGGGGGGGGGUUAGGGAAAUAUGUGUGGGGAGGGGGUGGAGGUGUGGCCGUCAUAGAGGAAAAGGAGGAGGAGGAGGAGGGAUCGAGACGCUAGUUCAAACCCGUUGAUUAACGUGAACUUGACGGGAGCCAGACCCACUGCGGACUCUGCUAUGCCCUGAUCGACGAAACAUGGUCGACGAAACAAGUCGGCUUUUAUUUACCUGUAAAAGAGUGUCAACAUUUUGUGCUGCCCCCCCCCCCCCCCCCCAAGCCACCGACCCUCCCACCCAAUUGUGAAAUAACCACUGAUUGGUAUGUUAUUAAACUCAUGUGUGUAUACGUACAGACGGAGGGCAGAUUAUAUAAGGGACCGGUUCAUGAAUCAUCAUUUCCUUUUUCUUUUUCUUUUCUUUAUUUUUUUCUUUGACUCAUAGACCGACUCCAGUUAUAAGCAAGGGUAUAUAUAUCGGACAUUCUUUACAAAUACUAUUUAAAAGGAAAAAAAAAAUGGCGUAGACAAAAAAUUCGUCCUACUGAUUUGGAUACGGUCCUGUGAUUGGCCGACGUGGCUUCUUCUGAUUGGCCACGGGACUCCUGUGCACCUCAAUAAAAGCUAAGAUGGGCAUCUUAAAUGUUAUGAUGUUGUCCCUUGUAUGGGCUUAAACAAGACACACACACCUUAAGGUUUAAAAAAAUUAUAAUCCAACCAACUCUCAAUGCAAGUUUAACAAACGCAGCCCGUUUUAUUUUGCCUGGAAAGAUAUUUUCAUGAGUGUAAAGGAGGAUGCGUACAGGAUAUAUAUUUUGAAGGCUUCUCUGCAUGUGUAUGCGUGUGUGUGUGUGUGUGUGAGUUUUAUGUGCGUGUGCAACAAUCCCCCUAGUGAGAUGCAAGCUGUGAUGUGCCUUUGAUCUACACUACUCUACCAAAACGCUCUGAAAACCUCCUUACGACUUAUUCGCUCUUUCUACAAAUUAAUAAUUCAGCUCCGUCUGGGCUUAAAACUGCUUUGAUCUGUUUUUAUUAUGUUGAUUCCAGUGGACAAAAAAGAUGCACUUUCUAUUAUCACUCUCAAAACACAUUCUCCUAUUUUUCUUUUCUUUUCAUUUGUUUUUCCUUUUAUUUUUUGCUAGGACAUUAAAUGGAGCUUGUGGAAUGAUUGUUGCGAAGGCUUCUUUUCUAACGCUGAUUGAGAUUUAACGCUAGAACGAGAGGGAUGACUGACUAGCUGGUUCCCCGUCCUCCCGGCUCUGUUCAAAUCAUUUAAUGUUCUCCUUACUCUAUUGCACUGGCUGGCGUCACAUAUUUUACUGCUUAUUAAAUUAAACAGUCACAUUCAAUAUUGAAGAAGUUGUUAACACAGCCAAGUUGUAAACUUUGAAACUUCUCUGAUCAUGCAUGCAUGGUAUAAUGUUGAGGGUGCUGUCCUUGGUGUGACAUACAGGAAGUAGAGGACCUGUUGUGGAGAUUAAACAUGUUUAUACACUGCUCGACCACGCUCUUGAGGUCAACGAAGUUGGCUAGUCUUUGGGCCACUGAGCAUUUGGUUAUCAGUAUUAUAAUUUGGCGGAUCCCAAGUUUUUGUUUUAUGUUUAUACAUUGUUUUGCCCUUUAAAUGCUAAAUGUAAAUUUAAUCUAAAUGUAAAACGGUGACAUUGCAAAUGCUACAGUUCCCUGAUUUGUCAAUGUAAUAUAGUUUAACACCUUUGAUAACGAGGCCUCCUAACCAAUAGGGAAGCGCAAAACAAUUUUUGCUUGCAGCUUCGAAACAUAGCGGAGUAACAAAUAAAAAAUCCAUGUUGAAAGCUUAAUAAAGUAAAUUAUGUUCCAAUGA